UGGCGAUUGAGGACAACCGUAAUGUCGCGACUGACCAAUCAAAAUCAAGGAUUUCAGGUAGUGCGUAAUACAAAUGAAAUAAAAUGUGGUAAUAUUUGGUUGAUAUUUCGUUAUUGCACAGUAGUACAAAAAGAUAAAAUCUAGCAUGUAUUUUUGUGUUGUAUUUUUAAACAUGCUGUGUUAUCAGAUACACAAAUAGUUUUUUUUUUUUUUUUCGCUUGGUGCUUGGACCACUUCCGGUGUCUUUUUUAGCAUAUCUCCCGCGCACUGCGUGCAAAGAAAAAUAGCUGUACAGGAUGCCUGGAUCCACACUAAAAAUGUGCAGAUCAUGCAAUGUCCACAUUUCAGUGGCGUGCAAAACCUGCAAACAUUGCGGGCAAAAACAAGACAUGAAAAAGGCAGUAAAACUUUCAAAACAAAAAAUAAAUGACAAGUGGGUCAAAAACAUGAAAGGUGGAAAUAAUUUUUGUAAACUCCUAAAUUCUGCAAAUGUUUUGAUUCACAAAAUGCAUGCCUUAGGGAGGUAUCCUCUUCUUCUCUUGGGGAAGAGGAAUGUUUUUGGAACCUUCUCAACUGACGUGAUCACAGCCAAUUCCUUUUUAUCCCCAGAGGAGGUGUCCAUUGACACAAUAAAGAACAUCUUUACAAGUCUUCUAAAAGUGAAAUAUUCUGCCCAGGACAGUGGAGUUGAGACAUGCAUCCAAAGCAUGUCGUCCAGUGAGGAAGAUCGUGGUGCUAGCAAUAAAGGGGAUGAUCUCAGUGGCAGCACUGGUGAGGAUGUUGUUACUUUAUUCCUUACUCCAGUGGAUCUCUCAUGCGAACCCUCUCACAAAAAGAGGAUCCUGGAGAAAUCUAAAGGUCCUGAGGACUCUGUCCAAGCCUCUGCUUCAGCACCCAAUGCCCUUCAUCUACCCAUCUCAAAAUUGAUUACAGGUCCUGAGGACUCUGUCCAAGCCUCUGCUUCAGCAUCCAAUGCCCUUCAUCUACCCAUCUCAAAAUUGAUUACAGGUCCUGAGGACUCUGUCCAAGCCUCUGCUUCAGCACCCAAUGCCCUUCAUCUACCCGUCUCAAAAUUGAUUACAGGUCCUGAGGACUCUGUCCAAGCCUCUGCUUCAGCACCCAAUGCCCUUCAUCUACCCAUUUCAAAAUUGAUUACAGGUCCUGAGGACUCUGUCCAAGCCUCUGCUGCAGCACCCAAUGCCCUUCAUCUACCCGUCUCAAAAUUGAUUACAGGUCCUGAGGACUCUGUCCAAGCCUCUGCUUCAGCACCCAAUGCCCUUCAUCUACCCAUCUCAAAACUGAUUAUAGGUCCUGAGGACUCUGUCCAAGCCUCUGCUUCAGCACCCAAUGCCCUUCAUCUACCCAUCUCAAAAUUGAUUACAGGUCCUGAGGACUCUGUCCAAGCCUCUGCUUCAGCACCCAAUGCCCUUCAUCUACCCAUCUCAAAAUUGAUUACAGGUCCUGAGGACUCUGUCCAAGCCUCUGCUUCAGCACCCAAUGCCCUUCAUCUACCCGUCUCAAAAUUGAUUACAGGUCCUGAGGACUCUGUCCAAGCCUCUGCUUCAGCACACAAUGCCCUUCAUCUACCCGUCUCAAAAUUGAAGAAAUUUAACUACAAGAUUAAAGACUGCCCAGUGCAUUUAAACAAAGAAGACUUUCCAUUUGUAAAAACCAUGGGAACGAGAAUAUCAAGAAAUGGGAAAAAAGAGACAAAGGUGCGCUGGCAGCCUUGCUCUGGCUGUGGAGUAAAGUGGAAGGACACGUGGGAGCCUUAUGAACUUUUUCAUUCAGUUGAAUAAAAAGUGUUUUUUGUUUGUUUGUUUUUUUCAAAAGCUUAAUGCACUAAACCAUUACAGAAGAUUUGUUUUAAUAUAGAGACACUUCAAGAUAUUAUUAAACUGUAUUGAUUUGUCUGUCUCUAUCUGCAAUGUGCACUCAUGUUUAUCUUGACCACUCCCUCUUGUAUUAUAAGUUAAUUUGUCCCAGCUGUUGUUCUUCAUUACCCUCCUCAAUUCUUUUCCUAUAUUUCUCCCCAUUUUCUCUGUCCUCAGUUUGUUGUGUCUAGUCUCCUUUGUGGUUCCCCUGCAGGAGUCCUGACCCAUGUUAUUUUUGCACCUAUUUUUGCACCUGCACCUGAGAGGUGUUUGAGAGGACUGUUUUCCCUCAUUGGGGAGGUUUUCGCUGAAGUUUUGUCAUUGUUCAAUAAAGCUCAAGUGC
Ctenopharyngodon idella (grass carp) is the source of this 2217-nucleotide messenger RNA. RefSeq lists its product as uncharacterized. Lineage: Eukaryota; Metazoa; Chordata; Actinopteri; Cypriniformes; Xenocyprididae. Bases 297 to 1799 code for a protein of 500 amino acids. The record is from RefSeq and is a predicted model, not a curated record. The transcript is spliced from 17 exons.